AUGUCUGCUCCAACCUAUUCUGAGCUCUGCUCACACAAUGAAUCUGGCAUUGAAAGCUGUGCUGUUGAGUUCUUUACAAGACAGCAGUACAAGGAGAGUUACUUAUUUUUCUUCUUGAAGGUUGAGAAGAAAUUGGUGCUGAAAAUAAGUCCUGUGACCAGCGACACAGUAGUUCUUUCCCAUAAGGAGCACCUGCCAGUCACUCAGGUUGCGUUGAGAGACACAGGCCGACCACAUUCAGAAGCGGCUUAUGCGCUGGGGCCUCUGCUCUGCUCCGGGGACAAUUCAUUUUGGAAUUCCGCUUCCUUCAACACCGAGACCUCAUACCUUCACUUCCCUACGCUCCGUGGAGAGCUCAGUGCUGAUGUGUCUUUCUUUUUUAAGACGACAGUGCCUUCUGGGGUGUUUGUAGAGAACCUGGGGAUCACAGACUUCAUCAGGCUAGAGCUGCACACUCCUGCAGAAGUGAACUUUUCCUUUGAUGUGGGGAAUGGGCGAUGUGAGGUCACAGUGCAGUCUCCCACUCCCUUUAACGACAACCGGUGGCACCACGUGAGGGCCGAGAGGAAUGUAAAGGAGGCGACCCUUCAAGUGGACCAGCUCCCCAGCAAGACACAAGCUGCGCCCGCGGAUGGCCAUACCCGCCUGCAGCUCAACAGCCAGCUCUUUGUGGGCGGGACAGCCACCAGACAGAGAGGCUUCGUGGGGUGCAUUCGGUCACUGCGGUUGAAUGGGCUGGCUCUGGACCUGGAAGAAAGGGCCAGGAUGACACCAGGAGUGGACCCAGGCUGCCUGGGACACUGCAGCAGCUAUGGACACCUGUGUCGCAAUGGAGGGAGAUGUAGGGAGAGACCCAGGGGCAUUGCCUGUGACUGUGCCUUCUCUGCGUAUGACGGGCCAUUCUGCGAGAGUGAGAUUUCUGUGUAUUUUGGAAUUGGCUCGUCUGUUAUCUACGACUUUCAGGAACAUUCUAACUACACCACCAGCAAGAAUUCAAGCUCCUUUGCAACUUUACUUCAUGAGGGUUUGACGCUGGCUGGAGAAAUGGCCACACUGAGCUUCUGGACCACAGGGACACCCAGCUUACUCCUCUAUGUGAGCUCCUUCUACGAGGAGUACCUGUCUGUGAUCCUCACCCCCAAUGGAAGUUUGCAGAUCAGGUAUAAGCUGGACAGGCACCAAGAACCUGAUGUUUUUAACUUUGGUUUUAAAAACUUUGCUGAUGGGAAGCUUCACCAGGUGACAAUUCACAGAGAAGCAGCGGUGGUCUCUGUAGAGGUUAACCAGAAUGCAAGGAGACAAGUUGUCCUGUCGUCAGGGACAGAAUUCAAUGCUGUCAAGUCCCUUAUGUUGGGGAAAAUUUUAGAGCCCCCCGGCGCGGACCCGGACACGCUGCGGGCCGGCGCGCGCGGCUUCAUUGGCUGCCUGUCUGCCCUGCGCUUCGGCCCCGCCACUCCGCUCAAGGCUGCGCUGCGCCCCAGCGGCCCCGUCGCGGUCACCGUGCGCGGACACAUGGCCGCCGCCUCCCAGUGCGCAGAGUCCAAGGGGACCAGAGCCCCAGCGCGGGAGGCCAAACGCCCAAUCGCAAGUGGCACAGGUGGCUCUGGACCGACAGACCGGGGUGAGCCCUUAGUUAGCGCUGACAGAAGUGACCCUGCUGUCAUUGGAGGUGUGAUAGCGGUGGUGGUAUUUGUCUUGCUCUGUCUUACCGCCGUGGCCACACGCAUUUAUCAGCAGAGAUGGCUGUACCAAAAAAACGAGUCAACUGUUCCCCCAGCUGGAGACAGCGCUGAGACAGCUCUGAAGAGUGAGGUCAAUGUGAAAAGCUCAGUCAGUGAGAGCCAGAGAGAGUACUUCUUCUGAAGGGCAGCUGCACCUCACUUCAGGCUCUGGUAACGGGACUUUCUCACUAAGCGAGGGGACUCCCAGAAGAUGAAGCCGCCCGCGUCCCCAUCCCGCGGACAGGUGGCCAUCCUGCAGCACUGUCAGCUUGCUCAAAUGCAGUCCUGGGAGACUCUGCUCCGUGAUGCUUCAUGACCUGUGUGUGUAGAAGGACUCAGCAGUGCCCAUUAACCCCUGUGCGGUGGUGUCUGACUGUCUGGCCCGAUUGUUGAAAAUUCACACAUGGUUUGCAUAAUGAUUUUGUGUUUGAAGUGAGAAUAAGGAUGUGAGCUGUGGUCCUACUCUCUUAAAAAUGAGACCUGGAGGGGCGCCUGGGUGGCUCAGGGGGUUAAGCCUCUGCCUUCGGCUCAGGUCAUGAUCUCAGGGUCCUGGGAUGAAGCCCCACAUUGGGCUCUCUGCUCAGGGAGCCUGCUUCCCUCCCUCUCUGCCUGCCUCUCUGCCUACUUGUGAUCUGUCUGUCAAAUAAAUAAAUAAAAUCUUAAAAAAAAAAUGAGACCUGGAAGUUUAUAAAAGUCAAAGUUGGACCCUAGUGUUGUGUGUUGCAUGCAAAUCUGUAUUUUGCCUCCUCUAUCGAUCACCUGCAGAUGCUUCUAAAGCCGGGAAGUGCUUCUCCAACGUUCUGGGAGUGCGUUUCUAUCUCCAUUUGAACCAAAGCCCACGGGCCAAAAAUGCACUAACAACCUAGAAAAAAACAUUUUUUUUUGGCUGAUUGUUUUUAUGAUCUGUCUCUUUAAAGUCACUUUGCAUACAUUUUUAGUGAUGAAAUGAAUAUUGAAUGCCAGCUAUGAAAUUGUAGUAUUUUAUUCAUUUACGGAGCAGAAAAAUUCAUAGGUAGCAAAGCACGUAAAGCAUCCUAGUCUGCGCUACUUUGCUUUUUUUCUUUGUAAUUCGUCAUUUUAAUCUUUGUAAAUUAUGAUAAAGAUCAGCUGAUGAUCUCCCCAACAUGUAUAUUUUCUAACUGAAAUAGUGCCCAAGUAUAAACUGGCCUGAACACUGCAAAUGUAUCCUUCCUCCCUUUCAUCAGAAUGAACUUAAUCCUUUUUUUAAAAGAUUUUAUUUAUUUAUUUUACAGAGAGAGAGAGAGAGAGAGAGAGAGAGAAUCACAAGUAGGCAGAGAGGCAGGCAGAGAGAGAGGGGGAAGCAGGCUUCUCGCUGAGCAAAGAGCCCAAUACGGGGCUCGAUCCCAGGACCCUGAGAUCAUGACCUGAGCUGAAGGCAGAGGCUUAACCCACUGAGCCACGCAGGCACCCUUGAACUUAAUCCUAAAUUUGUUUCUUUCAAAUGUGGGGUGCUAUGGUCACAAUUCUUUGCAGUCUUGUGGUUCUCUUGUUCUGAAGGUAGUCACAACAACUGGAUAUCUUGCAACUGUCUUUUCAUUUACUUGGGAAAAGUCCCGUUUUGAACAAAAGCUCUCCAUUUCUUUUUUCUAAAUUCUGAGUGAUCUAGGCCAACCAUUCUCUGAAAUACCAUCUCAGUCUAGUCACUGUUUGGAAUGUCAGGGGAAGGGUGCUGAUGCCAGGGAAAAUGCAGGUUGUAGGAUAUGGACCCAAUCUGUCAUGCUGGUCAAGAAUCUAGGAUCUCGGAGUCAGAGUCAUCCACCAGAGUGCCCAGAAUCAACCAGUUCAUUUCAUAUUCAAGGAUAUUUGCAUACUUGGGCGUAAAGAAUUUGUAUUAACCACAGGAAUUUUUCCAGUAAUGACUUUUGUGGUAGCGGUUGGAGGAUAAUUGUAUGGAGCUGACCAUUUGCACUCACUAGCCAUUUCUAAGUGAAAUGUCUUGAUAAGCCACUUGCCACAUGCCUGCCAGGAAUCAUGUUGCUUCCUUUGACCACAGCAGCACCACCCAGAACUCCAUACACUGAGCCUUGCAAUGACCUUUGAGUGUAUGCCUAUUUUUCUGUGAUUUUUUUAAACAAUAGAAAAAGAUGCCCUCUGUACUAAGCCUUUUCUCCAAACAAAACAAAACAAAACAUAGUUUUCAAUGAGGUUUAAUAAGUCACCAUAAUAUAUUAUCUCAUAGUUUCUGUGGAUCAGGAGCUGGGCACGGGUUUACUGUGUUUUCUGCAAGUCUGCUUUGAGGCAUCAGCCAGGACUGUGUCCUCAUCCAGAGACUCAGCUGGGGAAGUCCUUGGUCUUACAGUUAUGGGCAGCAUUCCAUUCCUUACUGCUGGGAGAUUCCUGGAAGCCUGUUUCUGCUCGAGACCAGCAAGACAGAGAGGGAAAGAGAGAGACAGAGACUCUAGAGCAAGUCUGCUAACAAGAUGGAAUUUUAAAUACUGUAACAUGAUGAUGGGAGUGAAGGCUCAUCCCCACUGCCAAAUUCAGUUGGUGAGAAGCAAGUCCUAGGUCCUGCCCACACUGAAGAGGAGGGAAUCACAGAAGGACUCGAACCAGCAGGCUGAGAUCAUGGGAGUCAGGUGAAAGUUAAUCUACCACAGUACUAUAUUGAAGUUUCUUUAAGUGAAGAAUGAAGGAUUUUCAGGAUCUGAAUAGAGUAAUAUAUGAAGAACCUACUUUGGUAAAUGAUAUAUACUCCCCCUGCCCCAAAAGUGGAGAAGGAUUCAGCACAAAAAUGAUAGGUUCUAGUUAAUGCACAGCUGACUGUUAACACUCUGAAAUCACGACAACUUUAACAAAUGAUCACAAUAAGUUCCGGAAAUGUUCAUCACUUUGGUAGAUUUUUGCAGAUUUAUAGAUAGUGAAAUUAAUUGUAUUCUCUCUUUUUAAAAGAGAAAACAAAAUAUUUGUACCAAACUGCAGUGAUGUAUCACCCAGUUUACUGAUUUGUAAAUUUUACCUGCUUUUUGUUAAUGAAAUAAUCUUUUUGGAUUAAAUUAGGAAAAUAUUUUUAAGAGAAAUUGAAUGAAAUUUGAAUUAUGAAAUUAUAUUGAUUUUCCCCUAAAAUAUUAAAAAU
Molecule: messenger RNA, 4815 nt
Organism: Mustela lutreola (European mink)
Lineage: Eukaryota; Metazoa; Chordata; Mammalia; Carnivora; Mustelidae
Product: contactin-associated protein-like 3
Exons: 13
Coding region: 1-1863 (620 amino acids)
Source: RefSeq, a predicted model, not a curated record